Prunus armeniaca (apricot) is the source of this 2514-nucleotide messenger RNA. Lineage: Eukaryota; Viridiplantae; Streptophyta; Magnoliopsida; Rosales; Rosaceae. The record is from the annotation of a GenBank genome assembly.
AUGGGUGCACUUGGAUAUGCAAGUUUGAAACCAUCUUUAAAGAAGAUUGCUGAAUCUGCUGAUGGCCGGCCUUAUGAGAUGGGUGUAGUUGCGGCCUUGAGAAAGGGCGAGGUUCUUGAAGGAGUGGAUGGUGCUCCUAAUUUUCGGGAGGUCCCUGGAUUUCCAGUUUAUGGAGUCGCAAAUCCAACAAUUGAUGGUAUACGGUCUGUCAUCCAAAAGAUUUGUAGCUCCAAAGAUGGUCGACCAGUUUUUUGGCAUAAUAUGAGAGAAGAACCUGUGAUUUACAUCAAUGGAAAACCGUUUGUACUCCGUGAGGUUGAACGACCAUACAAAAAUAUGCUUGAAUACACGGGUAUCGAUCGUGAGAGAGUGGAGAGGAUGGAAGCUCGACUGAAAGAAGAUAUACUGCGAGAAGCUGAGCGUUAUGGGGGUGCUAUAAUGGUUAUUCAUGAAACAGAUGAUGGGCAAAUAUUUGAUGCUUGGGAACAUGUAAAUUCUGAGGCUAUUCAGACCCCACUUGAGGUUUUUAAAGGUUUGGAGACAGAUGGUUUUCCCAUAAAGUAUGCGCGUGUGCCCAUCACUGAUGGUAAAGCUCCCAAAAGUUCUGACUUUGACACGUUGGCUAUUAAUAUUGCUUCUGCAUCCAAGGACACUGCUUUUGUUUUCAAUUGCCAGAUGGGCAGAGGAAGGACAACCACAGGUACUGUAAUUGCUUGCCUUUUGAAACUUCGAAUUGACCACGGGAGACCUAUCAAAAUCCUGGUUGACAAUAUUACCCUCGAAGAGGUGGAUGGUGGUAGCUCAAGUGGUGAAGAAUCAGGAGGUAAUGGUGCUGCAUCAACCUCCAGUGUUACAGCUGUAAGAAAUGAAAAGGAUCAAGGCCGUGUAUUUGGCAUGAAUGACAUCCUCUUGUUGUGGAAAAUAACAAGAUUAUUUGAUAAUGGGGUGGAAUGCCGAGAAGCCUUAGAUGCUAUAAUUGAUAGAUGUUCUGCUCUACAGAACAUACGCCAAGCCGUUCUGCAAUAUAGAAAGGUAUUCAAUCAACAACAUGUUGAGCCAAGGGUAAGGAGGGUGGCAUUGAAUCGUGGCGCUGAGUACUUGGAGCGCUACUUUCGUUUAAUUGCUUUUGCAGCAUACUUAGGAAGUGAAGCAUUUGAUGGAUUUUGUGGGCAAGGAGAAUCUAGGAUGACAUUUAAGAAUUGGUUGCAUCAGAGACCAGAAGUUCAAGCAAUGAAAUGGAGCAUAAGAUUAAGGCCCGGACGAUUUUUUACUGUCCCUGAGGAGUUGAGAGCACCGUAUGAGUCUCAACAUGGAGAUGCUGUCAUGGAGGCUAUUGUCAAGACCCGUAGUGGUUCUGUUUUGGGGAAAGGAUCUAUACUUAAAAUGUAUUUCUUUCCAGGUCAGAGGACUUCUAGCCACAUACAAAUUCAUGGUGCACCACAUGUUUAUAAGGUGGAUGGAUAUCCUGUGUACAGCAUGGCUACGCCAACAAUUCCUGGUGCCAAAGAGAUGCUAGCAUAUUUAGGUGCCAAGCCCAAAGCAGAAGGAUCUGCUGCUCAGAAAGUGAUUUUAACUGAUCUGAGAGAAGAAGCAGUUGUUUACAUUAAUGGCACACCAUUUGUCUUACGGGAGCUAAACAAACCUGUUGAUACACUCAAGCAUGUGGGAAUCACAGGCCCGGUGGUGGAACACAUGGAAGCACGACUAAAAGAAGAUAUACUAUCUGAGGUCAGACGGUCUGGUGGCCGUAUGCUUUUACAUCGUGAAGAAUAUAGCCCGGCAUUGAAUCAGUCCAGUGUCAUUGGAUACUUGGAAAAUAUCUUUGCAGAUGAUGUGAAGACACCAGCUGAAGUAUAUGCUGCUCUGAAAGAUGAGGGUUAUAAUAUUACAUAUAGAAGAAUACCAUUAACUAGAGAAAGAGAGGCUUUAGCUUCUGAUGUGGAUGCAAUUCAAUACUGUAUAGAUGACUCUGCAGGGUGUUACCUUUUUGUAUCACACACGGGGUUUGGAGGAGUUGCAUAUGCAAUGGCUAUUGUUUGUAUUAGAUUUGGUGCAGAAGCUGACUUUGUAUCGAAGGACCCACAACUACUGUUUAGAACGAAUCCAUCAUAUACAACUGAAGAGGACUUGCCUUCUCGAGCUUCUGAUGAAGAAGUUCGUAGGAUGGGUGACUACCGAGACAUACUAAGCCUUACAAGAGUUCUUGUGUAUGGUCCCAAGAGCAAAGCAGAUGUUGACGUAGUUAUUGAAAGGUGUGCAGGGGCAGGGCAUCUACGAGACGAUAUUCUUUAUUAUAGUAAGGAACUCGAGAAUUUCCCUGACGAUGAUGAUGAGCAUCAAGCAUACCUCAUGGACAUGGGUAUCAAAGCAUUAAGGCGGUACUUUUUCCUUAUCUCAUUUAGGUCUUACCUCUACUGCACUUCUGCAGCUGAGAUAAAAUUCGCAUCAUGGAUGGAUGCAAGGCCUGAACUAGGACAUUUAUGCGCCGCUUCUUGGGCGGCAGUUGGUCACUAA